Messenger RNA from Fonsecaea erecta, 2142 nucleotides. RefSeq lists its product as hypothetical. NCBI's taxonomy places the organism in Eukaryota, Fungi, Ascomycota, Eurotiomycetes, Chaetothyriales, Herpotrichiellaceae. The transcript has 2 exons. Gene Ontology annotation, biological process: cristae formation. The coding region runs from base 1 to 2142 and encodes 713 amino acids. Gene Ontology annotation, cellular component: MICOS complex. The record is from RefSeq and is a predicted model, not a curated record.
AUGCUGCGUUUAGCAAGGCCUGUUGGCGCCUCUGUGCGCCGGCAAUUACUUGCCCAAACUGCUUUGUCUCAGAGGAGGGCAUUUGCAGACAGGAAAGAUUCAAUCCUGAGCUCGGAUCCGGCGUUCUUGCCAGGCAGUCAAUCUAGCGCCGCUCCGGUCAAGACAGAAGUUCCCUUGGGCCCCGGAGGGCCUGGAAGUCCAGCUCCGCAAACAGCCAGCACGACCUCUCCUACGCCCUCUUCACCUUCGAGCUCUACCAUUCCUCCCCAGAAUGUCCCGCUCGCACCCCCGAGCCCCGGAAAGACUCAGACAGCUCCUCCUACGACUCCUUCGUCUGUAAGUCCAGCCGAGCCUCCUCCACCUCCGCCGCCUGCUCCCCAAAAGCCACCAACUCCCCGGAAGAGAUUUUCUCGAUUUCGCCUGCUGCUCUACCUGAUCACCUUGAGCGCCCUGUCAUACGGAGGGGCUGUCUUCUACGCAUUGAGAAACGACAACUUCCACGAUUUUUUCACCGAAUUCAUCCCCUUUGGAGAGGAUGCAGUCCUAUACUUCGAAGAGAAGUCUUUUCAGAAGAGAUUUCCGCAUGCAAGACAUAACGUCACAAGGCCUCCUCGAUCUGACGCAAGGCCGGAUGACGCCAAGGUAACCACGAUUCCGCAGAAGUCUGGGCUCUCAUGGCGACCUGUCGAGGAACCGGAACAAAAGGGGAGCGAUGUCACACAAAAGGGCAAGCACAUGAGUGCCUUGGAUGCUAAUCCGGCGGUGACACCAAAGGAUGCUGCAGAUGCUAAACAAGAUCCUCACGGUGCAACACCGAAGGAGAGAAGUGUCUCGGUAGAUACAGCAAAGAAGGGCGCAGCAGCAAAACAAGAAGGGAAACCGACAGAGUCCGCGUCUCCACCAGCUGUGCAAGAUGCUUCUGCUACGCCAUCCCAUGACCCAGGUCCGGCAGCGUCUUCCAGUUCAUCGACGAGUGAUUCACGACCGCCUGCUAUCCCACCAGUGACACACAUCUCUCCAGUCACAGUGCCCAACGCCGAAGAGCCCGUGGUACAAGAACUGGUCAAAAUCAUCAAUGACCUUAUCACGGUCGUGAACUCCGAUUCUCCCGAUGCUGCCAACAAGUACUCUGCACCUAUGGCCAAGGCUAAAGAAUCACUCGAACAGGUCGCCAGCAAGAUCACAACGCUGCGUGACGCAGAACGCAAGGCGGCUGAGGAGCGAAUUGCACAAGCACAUAGAGAGUUCGAGGAAGGAGCCAAACAACUCCUGAAGAGGAUCGAGACGGCACAGGCAGAGGAUGACGCUCGCUAUCGGGAAGAGUUCGAGACGGAACGAGCCCGUCUCGCUCAGCUAUACGAAGAGAAGGUGAAGACCGAGGUCCAACGGAGCACCGAGCUCGCGGAGCAGCGACUCAAGAAUGAACUCGCGGAGCAAGCAAUCCAACUGAAGCGUGAUUUCGUGGCCCAAAUCAAAGAUCUGGUGGAGUCCGAGCGACAAGGAAGAUUAAGCAAGCUGUCUGAUCUUAGCACCAACAUCGACAAUUUGACGGAACUCACAUCGAAUUGGAACGGCGUCAUCGAUUCCAACCUUGCAACCCAGAAGCUGCAGGUCGCCGUGGAUGCUGUCCGUUCGGCCCUUGACGCAAGCGCUGCUUCGGAUGCGAAACCUCGCGCGUUUGUACGCGAACUGGCCGCUCUCAAACUCUGCGCCGACGGUGAUCCUAUUGUCGAUGCAGCUAUCGCGUCCAUCAACCCCGCCUCAUAUCAGAAAGGCAUCCCCUCUCAGCCGCAAUUGAUCGACCGCUUCCGUCGCGUUGCGCACGAAGUCAGGAAAGCAUCACUCCUCCCGGAGAACGCGGGUAUCGCGUCGCACGCCGCCUCAUUAGUCCUGUCGAAUGUGCUUUUCAAAAAGCACGGACAACCCACGGGCAACGACGUGGAGAGUAUCCUCACACGAACAGAGACGUUGUUAGAAGAAGGCGACCUCGAUGGCGCCGCGAGGGAGAUGAACUCUCUCACAGGGUGGGCGAAGGUGUUGAGCCGGGAUUGGUUGGGAGAUGUGAGGAAGGUGCUUGAAGUGAGACAAGCGCUAGAUGUCAUCGAGACGGAAGCCCGGUUGCAGUGCUUGAGGGUUGGAUAA